This is a messenger RNA of Chinchilla lanigera (long-tailed chinchilla), 4037 nucleotides long. It is a transcript of the gene Atp13a2, whose product is annotated as ATPase type 13A2. The coding region runs from base 156 to 3758 and encodes 1200 amino acids. NCBI's taxonomy places the organism in Eukaryota, Metazoa, Chordata, Mammalia, Rodentia, Chinchillidae. Gene Ontology annotation, biological process: autophagosome-lysosome fusion; intracellular calcium ion homeostasis; regulation of mitochondrion organization. The transcript is spliced from 28 exons. Gene Ontology annotation, molecular function: P-type ion transporter activity; ATP hydrolysis activity; ATP binding. Gene Ontology annotation, cellular component: membrane. The record is from RefSeq and is a predicted model, not a curated record.
GGCGGGGCUCAGGGCCGCACAGUGACUGCUGCAGCCUCGGACGCGCCAGCCGAGCAAGUGCCCGCCCCCGCCCUGCGACCAGCGCCCCCGCCGCCCGGAUCGUGCCCGCAGGGGCCUCGCGCACUCCGGGCCGGCGAUGAGCGCGAGGAGCCGCCAUGAGCGCAGACAGCAGCCCUCUCGUGGGCAGCCCGCCCGCCAGCUAUGGGACCCUGACGAUAGGGACGUCAAUCGGUCCCCACAGCUCCUCAGCUUCAUCCGUGAGGCUCAGUGGCUACUGUGGCAGUCCCUGGAGGGCCAUCGGCUAUCACGCCGUGGUCUGGGUGCUGGCCGGGAUCCCCUUGCUGCUCUUCCGCUGGAAGCCCUUGUGGGGGGUGCGGCUGCGGUUGCAGCCUUGCAGCCUGGCCCGCGCCGAAACACUCGUCAUCGAAACAAGAGACAAAGAGGAUAGCACAUGGCAGCUCUUCACCGUCCAGGUGCACACUGAGGCCAUCGGUGAGGGCAGCCUGGAGCUGCCCCUGCAGGCGGAGGAUGGCCGCAGUGAGGUGGCCGUGGGGGCAGUGCCUGAGGCCACGUGGAAGGACACAGCCCAGCUCCGCAGGAGGGAGGAGGCAAAGCAGGUGGCUCGGUAUUACCUCUUCCAGGGCAGGCGCUACAUCUGGAUUGAGACCCAGCAAGCCUUCCUUCAAGUCAGCCUGCUGGGCCAUGGCCACACCUGCGACGACAUCCACGGCUCCCGCUCUGGCCUCAGCCUCCUGGACCAAACCGUGAGGAAGAAGAUUUUCGGGCCCAACGUGAUCAGCAUACCAGUCAAGUCCUACCCACAGCUCCUGGUGGACGAGGCGCUGAACCCCUACUACGGGUUCCAGGCCUUCAGCAUUGGGCUGUGGCUGGCCGAUCACUACUACUGGUACGCCCUGUGCAUCUUCCUCAUCUCCGCCGUGUCCAUCUGCCUGUCCAUGUACAAGACCCGAAAGCAAAGCCAGACCCUGAGGGACAUGGUCAAGUUGUCCGUGCGAGUGCGUGUGUGCCGGCCCAGGGGAGGGGAGGAGUGGGUCGACUCCAGUGAGCUGGUGCCAGGAGACUGCCUGGUGCUGCCUUUGGAGGGCGGGCUGAUGCCCUGCGACGCCGCCCUGGUGGCUGGUGAGUGCAUGGUCAACGAGAGCUGUCUCACAGGAGAGAGCGUCCCGGUGCUCAAGACGGCUCUGCCAGAGGGGCCCAGGCCGUACUGCCCAGAGGUUCAUCGGCGGCACACGCUCUUCUGUGGGACCCUCAUCCUGCAGGCCAGGGCCUACGGGGGACCUCACGUCCUGGCGGUGGUGACCCAGACAGGGUUCUGCACAGCUAAAGGGGGCCUGGUGAGCUCCAUCCUGCAUCCUCGGCCCAUCAACUUCAAGUUCUAUAAGCACAGCAUGAAGUUCGUGGCUGCCCUGUCUGUCCUGGCUCUGCUCGGCACCAUCUAUAGCAUCUUCGUCCUCCACCGCAACCGGGUGCCUGUGAACGAGAUCGUGAUCCGGGCGCUGGACCUGGUGACCGUGGUGGUGCCGCCUGCCCUGCCGGCUGCCAUGACCGUAUGCACGCUGUACGCCCAGGGCCGCCUGCGCGCACAGGGCAUCUUCUGCAUCCACCCGCUGCGCAUCAACCUGGGCGGCAAGCUGCGGCUGGUGUGCUUCGACAAGACAGGCACCCUCACCGAGGACGGCUUGGACGUGAUGGGGGUGGUGCCCCUGAAGGGGCAGGCGUUCCUCCCGCUGGUCCCAGAGCCCCGCUGCCUGCCCAUGGGGCCCCUGCUCCGAGCACUGGCCACCUGCCAUGCCCUCAGCCGGCUCCAGGACACCCCAGUGGGCGACCCCAUGGACCUCAAGAUGGUGGAGUCUACUGGCUGGGUCUUGGAAGAGGAGCCAGCUGCCGAUGCAGCACUUGGGACUCAGGUCUUGGCAGUGAUGAGACCCCCACUUCCUCGGGAGCCCCAGAUACAAGGAACAGCGAGCCAUGGGGUUCCUGCCGAGGACGGGCCCGGGGGUGGCCUCCAUAGCCAGCCCUCAGCUCCUCCCACCCUGCAGGAGCCCCAGGUGCCACUCAGCGUCCUCGGCCGCUUCCCGUUCUCCUCCACCCUGCAGCGCAUGAGUGUGGUGGUGGCAUGGCCGGGGGCCGCUCAGCCCGAGACCUACGUCAAGGGCUCCCCGGAGCUGGUGGCCAGCCUCUGCAGCCCCGACACAGUGCCGGGCGACUUUGCACAGACGCUGCAGAGCUACACGGCUGCCGGCUACCGCGUGGUGGCCCUGGCUUGCAAGCCGCUGUCCAUCGCCCCCAGCCUGGAGGCCGCGCAGCAGCUGUCACGGGACACCGUGGAGCAAGACUUGAGCUUCCUGGGGCUGCUGGUCAUGCGGAACCUGCUGAAGCCCCAGACAACACCGGUGAUCCAGGCUCUUCGGAGGACGUGCAUCCGCACCGUCAUGGUGACAGGGGACAACCUGCAGACAGCAGUCACUGUGGCCCGGGGCUGUGGCAUGGUGGGCCCCCACGAGCGCCUGGUGAUUGUCCACGCCACCCACCCUGAGCAGGGGCGACCUGCCUCCCUCGAGUUCCUGCCUGCGGAAUGCCCUGCCACUGCGAACGGGGCAAAGGAUCCUGCCCAGGCUGAGAGCUACACCGUGGAGCCAGACCCGCGAUCCAGCCACCUGGCCCUCAGCGGCUCCACCUUUGGUGUCCUCAUGAAGCACUUCCCCAAGCUGCUGCCCAAGGUCCUGGUGCAGGCCACCGUCUUCGCCCGCAUGGCUCCUGAGCAGAAGACAGAGCUCGUGUGCGAGCUGCAGAGGCUUCAGUACUGUGUGGGCAUGUGCGGGGACGGCGCCAAUGACUGCGGGGCCCUAAAGGCGGCCGAUGUGGGCAUCUCCCUGUCCCAGGCUGAGGCCUCAGUGGUCUCACCCUUCACCUCGAGCAUGGCCAGUAUCGAAUGUGUGCCCACGGUCAUCAGGGAAGGCCGCUGCUCUCUCGACACGUCGUUCAGUGUGUUCAAGUACAUGGCCCUCUACAGCCUGACCCAGUUCAUCUCAGUCCUGAUCCUCUACACGAUCAACACCAACCUGGGGGACCUGCAGUUCCUGGCCAUUGACCUGGUCAUCACCACCACAGUGGCCGUGCUCAUGAGCCGCACGGGGCCGGCACUGGCACUGGGGCGAGCGCGGCCACCGGGGGCCCUGCUCAGCGUGCCCGUGCUGAGCAGCCUGCUGCUGCAGGUGGCCCUGGUGGCCGCUGUGCAGCUGGGGGGCUACUUCCUGGCCGUAGCCCAGCCCUGGUUCGUGCCUCUGAAUAAGACCGUGCCGGCGCCCGACAACCUACCCAACUACGAGAACACGGUGGUCUUCUCCCUGUCCAGCUUCCAGUACCUCAUCCUGGCCGCGGCUGUGUCCAAGGGGGCACCCUUCCGCCGGCCACUCUACACCAACGUGCCCUUCCUGGUGGCCCUCGUGCUCUUGGGCUCUGUCCUGGUGGGCCUCAUCCUGGUCCCCGGCCUCCUGCAGGGGCCACUAGGGCUGAGGAACAUCGCAGACACCUGCUUCAAGCUGCUGCUGCUGGGCCUGGUCGCCUGCAACUUUGUAGGGGCCUUCAUGCUAGAGAGUGUGCUGGACCGGUGUCUGCCGGUCUGCCUGCAGCAGCUCCGCCCCAAACGGGCCUCCAAGAAGACUUUCAAGCAGCUGGAGCAGGAGCUGGCUGAGCAGCCCUGGCCACCACUGCCCACUGCUGGUGCGGUGAGGUAGCACAGGCUCGUGCGUGCCCUGGACACUGGACCUCCCUGCCUCUGAGCCACCAACUGGACCCUCUCUAGAGAGCCCACCGCUGGCGCCUGCUGCAGCCCUGAGGUUGGCUGUUGUCACGCUUCUGCCCUGAGACCACCUGGCCCAGCCUUCCUGCACCCCACCCCGGGGAAGUGCUGACUACUGUCCCCCACUUUAGAUCAUGCCAUGUAGAAAAGGCAGCCACCACCUCCACCCAGAGCUGCUGUCGAUGUAGCAAAUAAAGUCAAGAUAUUUUCCUGG